AUGGAGGCAGAGCUAGAGGGCUACGAGUACCAGUUGUCCAACAUCAAGACAUCGCUCGCCAAAGAUCCGACGAACCAGGACCUGCUGACGCUGAGAGAUGAGGUCCAGCUGCUCGUGGACCUCACCAAGGAAGCACUGGGACAGACCCAGGCAAGCAAACCCGUCGCUUCUUCCUCCCGUCAGCCCGUGACCUCUCGCUCAUCCGUCGUUGGUUCUGCCCGGUCAGACAGCAGCAGCAGCAGCAAGGGCGCUUCCUCCUCAGCCAGCGCAGCCGCCAGUGCUUUGCUCUCCUCGGGCGAUGACUGUAUGGCCAAAUAUGCUCAGGAUGGCAAGUGGUACCCUGCUCGUGUGACUGCAGUUGGAGGCAGUAAAGACAAUCCUGUCUACAGCAUCACUUGGACCGAGUUCAACACGACCGAUGCCGUCGGUCCGGCAGAGAUAAAGGCCAUCAGUGAUUCAAAGAAACGUGCUUUGGCUCAGUCGGCUCUCGAUGAAGCUGAAAACGCGAGGAAGCGUGCCAGGAACGUCAAGAAGGAGGAGAACCGUCAGGUCAAGGCGGCCGAACAGGUCGAGAAACAGAAAUCCUGGCAGUCCUUUGCAAAGAAGAGUGCAAAGAAAGGUGUUCAUAUACCCGGCAUGACAGGCGAGAGCAUGUUCAAGACGCCGGACGCGCCUUAUGCCAAAGUGGGCGUUGUGGGCGCCGGCAAGGGGAUGACGAAGAUGCAGGAUCGUGCUCGCCACAUCUUCCCGUCCGAGCAAGGGUAG
Messenger RNA from Mixia osmundae IAM 14324, 765 nucleotides. RefSeq lists its product as uncharacterized. Bases 1 to 765 code for a protein of 254 amino acids. Gene Ontology annotation, molecular function: DNA-binding transcription factor activity. The record is from RefSeq and is a predicted model, not a curated record. The transcript is spliced from 3 exons. Lineage: Eukaryota; Fungi; Basidiomycota; Mixiomycetes; Mixiales; Mixiaceae. Gene Ontology annotation, biological process: negative regulation of DNA-templated transcription.